AUGACCGAUCAGAUUAAAGAAGGAGAUGAUGUUUCCUGGAAGUGGGGUGGAGCAAACCCUUCAGGAAAAGUCGACGAAAUCGUCGAAGAGGGGAAGGCACAGGUCAAAAGUAACAAGGGCAAUACGAUCACGCGAACCGCAAGGGAGGGUGAUCCUGCGGUCAAGAUCACACGUAAAGGGAAUGAUGUUGUCAAGCUCGCCCACGAACUGAACGAAAUUGAAUGA
Heterobasidion irregulare TC 32-1 is the source of this 225-nucleotide messenger RNA. RefSeq lists its product as hypothetical. The transcript is spliced from 4 exons. The record is from RefSeq and is a predicted model, not a curated record. Bases 1 to 225 code for a protein of 74 amino acids. Lineage: Eukaryota; Fungi; Basidiomycota; Agaricomycetes; Russulales; Bondarzewiaceae.